AUGAAAAUAUAUUUGAAAUCUUAUAGAUCAAUUAUCUUUGAAUUUUAUCUAUUAUUUAUUAUAGUUUGUCAGAUAAGACAUUUUGUAAGUUGUGCUGAUCAUUCUAUUGGAGCAGUAGGAGGAAAUGAUAAUACAUUACCUGAAGAAACAGAUACAUCAAGUGUAUAUAUUCUUAAUAUCAGCUUUGUUGAAAUAAAUGAACUCUAUUAUCAUUUCGCAGAUGGAAAUUAUGAAUCUUUUUGUCGUAAAAACAAUAAUUUGUUCAAUAAAAUAAUCAAAUCAAAAGUUAUUGGUAGUAAGGAAAUUUGGGAAUCAAAAGAUAAUAAUCAUUGUAAGUCUGUAAGAACAUUUAAGGCUGUAAAUGGACAUAAAUACCUUUGUAUUAUACUAGAGUCAGAUGAUUUUGUAUUUCUUAGAAAAUUAGGUAAAGGAAAACCCUACGAAGAUAUUACUCAUACUAGAAUCAAUUUUUCAAUAUUGAAAUUUUUUUUCUUUGAUAAAGGAAAUUUUUCAGAAUUUGUAAUAGAUAAAACAAAAAUAAAUAUAUAUAAACUGAAUCUUGUUUAUGAAUUUAAAGAUGGAGUGAAUUGUCAUAAGAUACUUUACUCGGAUAGAGUAGUUUAUGAAUAUGAAUUAAAUCCAGAGUUUGGAUUGUUAAAGGGAAUAUACCUAGAUCUUUUAAACAAUGAUUUUAAUAUUGUUAACGAAAAUGAUACAUCAAAGAAAUUAGAUAUGGAAGCUGGUAAGUCAAUUCCACAAAAUGUACCAAUACAUCCUAAUCAUUAUCCAAAGGAAAUUAAACUAAUUGGAUAUCAACCUGUAGAUCCAUUUGAUCCAUUUAAUUCAGCAAAUUUUUCUGAAGUUUUUUCUGGAAGAUAUAGUGUCACCAUGGCUGAAUUAGAAUACGAAUAUAGCAUAAGUUCUAUAAAAUGUUCCAUGGUUAAAUAUAAUGAUACUACCAUUUGGGAAAAAUCUCAUGAAUCAAAUAUUUAUCCAAUAUCAAUGAAAUUAGUUAGACUAAAAAAUGUUAUAUUACUUAGGUUUGCGGAUCACUUUAUUAAAUUAAUACUAAAGGAUAAUCAGUGGGAAUCAAAAAUAUAUCAUUAUGAAAAAAAACUACCUGAAGAUGAAACUAUUGGUGCCGUAGGAGGUGAAGCUGCUCCUGCUGUAUAUUUGAGUCCAGAAGAAUUGAAUGCUGUUUCUCAAUGUAAAAAAAUUGAUAUAGACCUUGAAAAAUCUAUAAUUAACGAUUAUAUUGAACGUUAUGAAGAUAUUGAAACAUCGAAUGGUGUUUUUCAGGCAAAAGAAGGAAAUGUAUUUAAUUCAAUAGUAUGUAGUAAUGAAUUAAUUUGGCAAGCUAGUGAAGGAAAAUUUUGUAAAAAAAUAGUUGUACAAAGUUUUAACAUAAAAAAAUGCUCAUACGUAUCAAUUUUCAAUGUUGAUGGUACUAUAACUCACUACAAAAAAAUCGAUAAUGUUUGGAAAGAAGGAGGAACUGCAAUUAUAUUUUACUUGCAAGAACAAAAAUCUCAAUAUAUAUAUAAAUGUGAAAUGAAUGAUGGUGUUCUUAUUUUUACUACAACAUUCAACUACGAAAUAUUAAUGGUAAAAGAUGAUAAUCAAAGAAUAUGGCAAUCUAAAAAUAGAUCUGAAAUGGUAGUAAAAAUUAUAAAAAAUUAUGAUCCUUUAAGAACAGUUACAAAUUUUAGUUUAUACCUUGUCAAUGGAAGUAUAAAACAUUUUGAAAAAGUUGAAAAAAUAUGGGUAGAAGUGGACAAUAAAUCAUUAUUAGAUAUUGGAGUCAAAAAAACAACAUUCAAAUUUGAAUAUCAUGAUGGACGUUCAUACAAAUCAUAUUCUCGUAGACAAAACUUUUUAAUCCAGAAGGUUGUGAAGAAAUCCCUGGAGAUCUGGGAAUCUAAAGAGGAUGAUCACGGACUCAAGGCAAUAUUGAUGGGUUCUGGUAAGGAUGAGAAAUUCCUGUCAAUUCUCCUGCAAAGUCUUAACUUUGUACUUCUUAGGAAGUGUGGUCAACGUAGGCCAUGGGAAAAUAUCACACAUACAAGACAUAGAAUGAAUGAUAUGAAAUUUCUUAAAUCAGAUGGUACAGAAAUUGACAAGACUGAAUAUCACGUAGACUUAUUAAAGACUUCAUUCUCAUACAUAUUUAAACCACAAGUUGAAUGUCACACAAUUAAACAUAAUGAUAGGGAAUUAUGGAAAUAUGAUGAUCCAGAAACCAGAAAAAGAUAUCCAACCAGUAUAAAUCUUGAAUUGACUACAAAUGAACUAAAACUUAAAUUUGAUUACAAUAUAGAAAAAAAAUUAAAUAUAACUUAA
Molecule: messenger RNA, 2340 nt
Organism: Theileria annulata
Lineage: Eukaryota; Apicomplexa; Aconoidasida; Piroplasmida; Theileriidae
Product: SfiI-subtelomeric fragment related protein family member, putative
Exons: 1
Coding region: 1-2340 (779 amino acids)
Source: RefSeq, a predicted model, not a curated record